AGACAUCAUCGUCCAUUGUGUCAGAAAGUGUAAAACCUCGUCUUUUCUCCGUUUUUCGCGUUAACCACUGGUGAUAAAAAUGUGAAAUUUCCUACACAUACUGAUUUUUAGUGCGUAUUUCCAUGGUAUCGAGCUACCAAAAUUUCAAUAUCAAAACGGAAUAAUCGGAGAACAUUUUGAGAGCUGCUUAAGAAAUUCCAAUAAACUUGCGUGCCGGUUCAGGAAAGCGGAACUUCCGGGAGUAAGAAACCGGAAGACGCGUAUUGACGAGUUUGUUCGAAUGAGUGUGACAUUUGUCGCAGCGCUGGCUUGUUUACGUUCUCGUAUACGCCGACUGCGGCCGAACAGCAUCUACGGUCGACAUUGCCGAGAAAGAGGCGAUACAUACAGAACAAAUUCAAGAAAACUGCACCAAUAUCAGCAAUUAGCAGACCAGAAACUGUGUGCGCUCUAUGACGAUGAGCGAAGAAAACCAAGCCAGUGAGCAUCUCAGGAAUGGACAGUGGCAGAAGGCAAAAGAUAUUUACGACCAGCUCUUAGACACUUCGACCAACAAUUCGAAAUUAUCCAAGGAGCGUAGUAUUGCCUGUUUAUACGGACGAACAGAGUGUUGCCUAGAACUGCAGCAAUACGAACUAGUGGCCCAGGACUGUCGGCUUUUGUUAAGAUUGAUUGCGAGCAGUGAUGACACCAGCAUUCAUGGAACUGGAUCUUCCAGUCCGACUCCUUCGUCCGUGUCGUCAGCAUCAUCAAGUAGUUCGCUUUCAAAUCAGACGAAUAGUCCUACCGUAACAACCGAAUCGAAGAUCCGUAAGCGACUCAUACAUUCUUUGUUUAAACAACAGAAGUACAUCGAAGCAGAAGUUAUACUUCAAGAGUGGACUGCGAAUCAGAACCAAAAUCAGGACAUCGGCCGUCACUUGGAACGGCUUAGAUCUGUUUUGAAAAUGGCGUCAGCUAAUGCUUCUCCCACACCUGCAGGUUUCAAUGCAGAUCAGGAAUCGACUGCUGCAAUCCCUUCACAAGGAGAUGCUUUAUCUUCUGCAUCUGAUUCGUCUGUGGUUGAUCCAUCAUCAACACCUACUUCAACCAUUUCCACUUUGUCUUCGUUGAACGAUGAGUAUGAACAAAUUGAAACAAAGUUGGAAAAUCUCAUUAUUAACAACCUUCCACCGGAUAGAUAUACAAAACAAUUGAAUCAAAUUGAAAAUAACAUACGAUCAAUUGAGCAGUCUCAACAUUUCAACGGCAACAGCAACAAAACUUUAGAAGACACACAGUCCAGUGAACGGAAUGAAACCGACACUGCCAAUCUGAAAUCCGAAAUAAAUUCUAACGGUGAUUACGAUGGUGUAAAUGUCAGUAACCCAGACUCAUCCGAUGGCAAUACUAACCUUGAGCUUGGAAGUAAUGUUAAACAUAAUAGCGAGGCUGUAUCAGAGAAUUCAAAUGACCAAUCUUCGAAUGCUGAAGACAGUGGCAGCAACGCUAAUAACAAUUCGGUGAACAAUUUCCAGAAGCAAUUGGAUAAAAUCAGCAAUAUCAGCUGUGUGUACUGUACGAUGACAUUUCAUGACCGUACUGAACUGCGGGCACAUUGUCAAACCGAAAGUCACCAGAACAUCAUCAUGUCUGAUGAAGGUCGAGAUUGGAAAUGGCGCCCUCCACCUCGUGGUUUCACCGCGGAAUCGUACAGUAUAUGCGAAAAUUAUGCGGAUAACCAGAACUGUCACUAUGGAAAUCAAUGCGUUGAGGCUCAUGGUAGUGACGAGCUGAACGAAUGGAAAGAACGUUUUGAGUAUCGUAAGAAAAAACUACAACGGGCUCGCGAUCGUGAGUUGUAUGGCAAAAGCUAUACCGAGCAACUGCUAGAAAAAUGGGUACAAGCUCCAAGUCCAGACAAGGUUAUGAAGGAAAAAGUGGAAGGAGUUGAUGAUUCCUGCGCCCAGGAUCUUGUAACCACGGUCAGCUCAAAAGUUAGUAAAAGAGAAUGGACUUUUGUGUUGAAGACUCGACGUCUGUUAAAGGCAGUAGCUCUUCUGCAGGAUGCGCAUCGAAAUCAUUUCACUAUCAAGCAGAUACUUCCUGGCGAAGCAAAGAGCAGUAGUGUUGGCAAGAAAACCAACACUAUGGCAUCUGGAAAUAAGGUAGCGGAAGUCGAGCUUAUGUCUGAUCAGGAAUGGGUUACUACUGGGGAAAGUAAAAUUUCAGAUAGUUCGAAUGAGUCGUCAAUUCUGAUGGAGCAUAGAGUUAAAGUUGUCUUUACUACGGAUAUAUAUGGAACAUUCAGACAAGCGGUGGUUUUCGAUUUUGGACACGAGCCGGUAUUGGUAAAACAUCUUUGUGUUGAUGUGGUACCUGUAACUGAAGUUGAUAAGAUUCAAGAAAUUCGUAAAGACAUUGUCAUGUCGACAUCGGAAAGAUGGGAUGAACUAAACUCAGAAAUUAUCAAAUUCACGACAACAAUAGUUCCGCACAUGCAGACACCGGCUUAUGCGGCUGAUGCUGAGCGGGAAAAAGAUCUGUUAGCCAGGUAUCCGUUACCCAAAGCUUCAUCCUUCGUUCUGACACAUUCAACCAUCACCGAGAAAAAACUCACCAAAAAUAAUUAUCGCAAUCGGAUUCACGAAUUGCUUUACGUUGAAGAGAUAGCACGAUAUGAACAAAUUGCACGUUAUAAUUUGACCACGCGAUUAACCAUCGCUACAAACUAUCUUCUAACACCAAGUGGAAUGGCAACGAGCACGGCAAAGUACUCUCAUUCCGGAGAACUUUUUGCUCUUAUGAAGCUCGGCAAAGAUGUUUCGGAAGAUACCUCUGCUGGUAGACUUAUUUUGAACAAUUGCCAGGCUGUUCUUAUCGCAUCCAGAGAUCCUUUACCAGCGGGAGAAAAACGAAAAGUUUACGAGGCAAUAAUCGAAGAUAAGGGGAAAAACAUGAUCUAUCUUAAACUUUCUGCAGAGGGAGUUUCUGGAUUGGGAUUAAAAGCCGACACGGAAUUCAUCGCAGAUAUCCAGUUUCAACCAAACAGACUGACAUACUGCGAAUGGCAUCAUGCCAUAGAUAAAAUAACUGAUUUUAAAAUCAUCUUUCCGGAUAUUUAUCUUGAACCAAGCAUUCCUUGGACACCCCAGCGGCAAUGGGAUGCUUCUUUGGAUCCAAAACUCAACUCCAAGCAAAAAGAAGCCGUAGUGGCCAUUACAACACCUAUUAACGUUUCGCUGCCUCCUAUAUUGCUUAUCGGUCCGUUUGGAACCGGCAAAACGUACACCCUAGCCCAAGCGAUCAAGCAACUUUUGUUGCAGCCGGAAUCGAAGAUACUGAUUUGUACCCAUUCUAAUUCCGCUGCUGAUCUGUACAUUAAGGACUAUCUCCAUCCAUGGGUAGAAGAAGGUAUGGAAGAAGCUAAGCCGUUGCGUGUUUACUAUCACAAACGUUGGGUGGCUACGGUCAACAGUAUUGUACAAAAGUAUUGCCUCAUCGAUUUAAACAUAAACGUACGGAACUUUCGCCGCCCGACCGUCGAGGACAUUUUGAAGUAUCGCAUCGUGGUGGUGACGUUAAACAUUUCGAUGGAACUAGCAUCGUUGGAUCUGCCCAAGGGUCACUUCACGCAUAUAUUUCUGGACGAAGCUGCUCAGGCCAUGGAAUGUGAAGCCAUAAUGCCACUGGCACUGGCCACAGAAAAAACUCGGAUUGUGUUGGCUGGUGAUCAUAUGCAGAUGUCUCCAGAAUUGUUUUCCAACUUUGCUAAAGAACGUCGAUUGCACAUUUCAUUGUUGGAACGCUUGUACGAUCAUUAUUCGAAUGAUUUUCCGUGCAAGAUUUUGCUUUGUGAAAACUAUAGGGCACACGAGGCGAUAAUUAAAUUUACAUCCGAGUUGUUCUAUGAGCAGAAGCUGAUAGCCUCCGGUAAACAACCGCGUCAUGAAAAGUUCUAUCCUUUGACGUUUUUUACGACUAGAGGAGAGGAUGUGCAGGACAAGAAUUCUACUGCUUUCUAUAACAAUUCUGAAGUUUACGAAGUAGUGGAGAGGGUUUGUGAGUUACGCAAGAAAUGGCCAAGCGCUUGGGGUAAGAUAAACGAUCAAAGCAUUGGAAUAAUGACACCUUAUGCAGAUCAGGUAUUUCGAAUUCGGUCUGAGCUUCGAAAAAGGAGAAUGGGUGGAAUAAGCGUAGAACGAGUUUUAAAUGUGCAGGGUAAACAAUUCCGUGCGGUAUUUUUGUCCACGGUGAGAACACGUCGAACUUGUAAUACAAACGAGGGAAGCUCAACGGAAGAUGUCGACUAUGGUUUUCUAAGUAAUUCCAAGCUGCUGAAUACUGCAAUCACACGCGCACAGAGUUUAGUGGCUGUUGUUGGUGAUCCAGUUGCGCUUUGUUCGAUUGGACGUUGCAGAAAAGUUUGGGAACGGUUUAUUGAAAUAUGCUAUCAAAACAAAAGUUUGUUUGGCAUAACAUGGUCACUUUUGAGAUCGCAGUUGGAUGGGGUAGAGCUGAAGAAAACGUAUGUACUAAAUCCAUUAGCACCAGAGUUCAUACCCAGAGCAUUGCAGGCUGAAUCAUAUCUGAGGGAGCAGGCUGCAAAUGUAACGGGCCAAUUUCCGGGACAACAUAAUCAACACAUUCAGCAACCUAACAACUUUCAUCAUCAGAUGAAUCAAAAUUAUUCCGGCAGUCACGCAAAUAAUAACAUGAUGCGCCAAAUGGUGCCGCCACAACAGAUGCCGCAAUCUCAACCGCCCUUCAUAAACCAUGGUCCGGGUGCUCAUGGAAACCAUCCGACAAUGCCUCAGCAAGGCCAGCAACAAUUUCCUUACCAGAAUCCUAUGUUUUUCUAUCAGCAACAACAGCAAGCACAGCAGCAACCAAUCCGUGGUCCACCACCACAUCCCACGGCUCUGGGACCUCCUGUACCUCCCAGUAUUCCACCAGCAGGACCGGCAGGUUUUCCGCAAAGCAAUCAUGCGAAUCUAUGGGGAGCAUCCGGAGCAUCUGGUCCUAUCGUACCCUAUCGAGUGCCCCCAAAAAGUCAACAACUGCGUCCACAAAUGGCGCAACAUCAGCAUAUGUCACUUUCUGCCGGUGGUCGGUCAUUAAUCCCGCCACCUAUGAGAAGUCCUGUCUCGCAACAGCAACAGUUGCCGGCCGCCGUUGCCCAAAUGCCUUUCAUCCAACAACAGCAGCAGAAUAAAACGUUCCAAAACUAUGGUUCUUAUUCACAUCACCAACAGCAUCCAUCUUUAGUAACCCAUCAUCAACAGCAACAGUCUCAUCAGCAACAGCCAGCGCAUCCACUGCAUCAGAAUCAUAUUCGCCCGAUUUUGGGCGGUCCCAUAAGUCCAAGCUCUUAUCAACAACAACAACAACAACAACCACAACAGUCAUCGCUUUUCCCCCAACAAGAACAAUACUUGUCGAAUCUACCAAACGAUCUCGUAGCGUCUCUAUCCGCACGGGCUGCAUCUCAAAUGCAGCUUCCUCCGGGAUCUGCCCAGCAACAGCAACAACAGCAACAGGCUCUUCUACAUCAACAAAAUCAUAAGUUAAAUGCACUACGUAUGGAAGAACGCCAUGCGUUGGACAAAGAAAUUCAAUUUUUUCAAAACGUACAUUUUCCGGAAAAAUUUGGUCAAAAUGCUCAGCUCGCAUCCCUCCAGCAGCAGCAGCAACAGCAGCAGCAACAACAACAACAGCAGCAAUCACAUCACCCAACUGCUCAACUUCAUCAACAUCCGCAUGCAAAUUUAGUGACAACUGAUUUCAAUCAUUUGUUGCCACCCAAUAUGAGUUUUCUUGAUGUUGCACUACAAUCGAAGGAGUUUCAGUAUCUAUGGUUCAUCAAACUUGUCGAAACCCAAGGCCUGGAAGCUGCCAAUAAGUUUACAGACAUCCUCAGACAAGUUCCAACUUUGGCACAAUCGAAUCUUCAUCACCAACAACAACAGCAUCAACAACAGAAAAAGGUCGGCGGCAUUGUACCUUCCCAUGCUGAUUUAAUUUUGGACAACAUAUUGAACCCCAAUAAAGAUAUUCUGGCCGGUCACAUGCCCUCUACUGCAACGUUGCACAGCCAAAUGAAUGUCGCCAAUCCAUCGUCAUCGGGAGUGUCCAAUGGAAAUACUUUGGUCGUUCAAGGAGACAGUGGAAAGGUUGUACUCGACAGUAUUGACCUGUUUGGGUCGUUGCAAAAUGAUUUACCAUUGAUGAGUGGUGGUGGUGGUUCUCAGUCGUCGGCUUCCUCCCAUCAGUCAGUGCCCUUGUAUCGGCGUCAAGCUGGGCAAGCCUACCAGAACAGCGGGGCGUCUUCUUCAUCCAACAAUCAAUCGAUAGCUUCUUCAACGCCCGACUUACUGGAUAAUCAUCUCCAGCAGACGCUUUUCGAGUCGCUGGAAAAUGGCAAAUUAAUGGCCAACACUGCCAGCACCGGCAAUAUGAUUUUCGGUGGCGGAAAUCAAGCACAGAAUUUUGGAGUGGCCGGCACUGAACAAUCUGGAAACGGUGGUUUCCAAGGGUUCAACGCAAUCCACAAUCUGGCAGCAGGGCUUAUGCAACAACAACAGCAUGGAGGUGGUGGUCCCACUAAUCGUGAGUUUAUGCAUCAUUUGCACCAACAACAACAGCAACACCUACAGCAGCAGCAGCAGCAACAACAACAGCAGCACCAGCAACAACAGCAUCUCAUGCAUGAUGUCCGGGCCACCUCGGCUGGGAGUGUUGAAGAACUUUUGAGCAGACAAAAUCAAACGUAUGCCAGUGUGCUCAGCCAGGGAGGUGGAACGGGAAAAUCGAAGGAUGGCAGUGUCGGCGGGCUAGAUGGUAAUGGUGGGCCAGGCUCGAGUGGCGUCGGCAACGAUCCAUUUGCCGCACUCCGAGAUUUGGGCCGAAAAAGUAACGGAUAUUACAAUUACUUUCAGUAAAUAAUUGAAACUUUAGCAGUGAAGGUAAGUGGAUCAGAUAGAAACGCUACUAAAACAUUAUAGACUUCUGUCGGUGGUACCACAUGAACGAAAAAUUAUACAAACACUAGCAUAGAGAAAGAAAGCUUGUUUUGUGAUUUUUAGUAGGUUUUCAAUCUAACGAUAUGAAACUUUGCUGCUAUUUAGUCAGUGGCAGCAGUUUUGUGAUUUGUUGUAACAUUUAUUUUUUCUUUAAUUCUGCCAACACGUUCUUUUUAGAAGCGGGCUUGCAUAUGAUGUUUUGCAGUUUAGUUUUGAGUUUUGUAGCGUGUUAGCAGGGAUUCAAUAAGUGAAUCCACUGGAUAGAAGAGAUUUGUGAACUACACAUAUUAUAUGAAAUUUAAAGUGAAAAAAGAAGAAAAACACAAAAAAAACAAAAAAAAAACAAAUGAAAAACCCAAAAAGUUACGUCUAACUAUAUUUACCUACACAUUUAUAAACUCUUAUUUAUAAUGAAAAAAAAAAAAAACAAUAGAAAAACACUCAACAAAAAUAUAAAAAAAUUGGUAUUCUGUUCUAUGAUUAUUAUUUAAAUAAAUUUAAUUGCAAUUCUUUUAAUUAACAUGUCAUGAACUGGACUUAUUUUCUGAUCUAAAUUUAAACUUGCUUACUUUGAAUUGGUAGCUGAGAAUUUUGCUACCACGAUUAACAAAUAAUUGCAAAUUAUCAACUGAAAAAUACCUAAACUUGUGUCAUGGUACUGGGAAUAAAUGUCAUACAUUUGCAAAUUUAGCAAUACACUUGAAAACGACUAAAACAAACAUACCUACAAGAAAUUGCAAAACUUAGUUCAACGUUGUCAUCGUACUUCGAAAACAACAAGUAACGCUUGGAGAGCAGAAUCACACUUUCAUUAGGCAAAACAUUUAAUUAAUUUUCGAUUGUAUCCAAAACUUUUCUGAACAUUGUGACGCUGUGGAAGUCAAAUUUCAAUUCAAAAAUAGAAAUGCAUGUACACGAACUUCCUCUCCCCAUGGAUAGGAUGAUAAACGUUAGGAUAAAAUUGACGAUAAAAUCGUCCUAGAAAGCCUAUAUUAAUAGGGACACUUAAUUUUUUUGAGUUGAAAUAAAAUAUUAUUAUACCGUAUAUAAAUAUUAACCCUAACCCAAGAGUCGGCGAACGAUUUGGAAAUAUGAUUUACGUAACUGGUGAAGACAUCUUCAAAUGGGGUCGGAGCAUAGCAAAUGAUGAACGGAACACUCAGAGUACGAACUUAUAUUCAGAAUUGUGGAGAAUUUCGUUUCAAAACCAAUAUUUAGAAUGCAGAAAAUAUCUUGAAAAUACAGGAGUAGAACUUUUAAUAACAAUCAGAUUUUAAACUCAUCAAUGAAUCUGUAACAGAAUUAGAAAAACAAAUUCUACGUUACUUCAGAUUUCGAAUUCAUUAUAAAGGAAUCACAUUUCAAAGUUCAGAAUCAAGUAUCCAGGAUUCAGAAUUCAGAUUCAGGAUCGAAAAACACUUCGACUUUUCUUCAGAAUUAAGAUGUUGAUUCCUGAUAGGAACGUCUAGUUUAAAAUUUUGUUUUGUAAGGUUAGAACGGAAAUGGAAACGGUAUUUUAGUUUAGAAUUGAUUUUUUCUUUUCAUGUUCUCAAUUUGAAAUUCCGAAUCUGAGUUCAGUUUGAUCUACGUCUUCGAUGUUCGUGAACAUUUUUGCAGAUCGUUCUAUGAUUAUGGUUAUUAUAAGCUAGGAAUUAAGAUUUUGAAAGAAGCUCUCAUUUUAUAUGCAAUUUGAACAAAAAUAAAAACAUUGAAAAAAUACAAAAAAAAAUAUAAAAAAUGAGAAAAUGUGACAAAAAAUGAAUGUAAACACGCUAGAUUAUUGCUUGGCUACGAAUAACUUUGAGUCUUUCUUUGACGAUUGGCCGGUUUAAUUUACGAUACAAUCCGAUGAUCGGCGAAUCGUCAAUUUGAGAACAGUGUUCGGGCUAAGUCUUAUGUAGAUCUUAAAUAAAUAAUAACGUAUUUAAAUACUUGAAAAAAAAAAUAUAAAAAAAACUUUAAAAAAAAUUUAAAAUGAUAAAAUCCAAAAAACUAUUAUUGAUGAAAAAUUAGAAGUUAGUGUAAUUGUAUCUGUAUUAUAAUAUAAACUUAAAACUUACAUGAUCUACAUUGGACCUAUGAGAAUAGUGAACUAAAUGAUGGGAAGAAGCAAAACGUUUGCAUAAUUAUACAUACUGAAACUGUGGAUUGGAAAAUUUACGAGAGUAAUUAAUAGCACAUUCUGUUAAAACGAUGUAUUUGUUCAUGAAUGCAUCUGGCUGGUGUCACAACUCGCACGAUGAUGGUGUUUUUAAAACUUAAUGUUGUACUGAUAUGAGUACUCUAAAGUUUAUUCAUAUGAAAAAAAAAAUCGUAAAUUAUUGAGGAAGAAUCAAUUCAUUAUGCUUAAGGUAUAAUAUCAACUCUGGGCACUGAUUCAAUCAUUUUUGUCGCGUUUGUCUGAAUAUUUGAUAAUUUGUCUAAAUAUGUAAUUUAUAGGAAAAAUUCUAACUGUAUGGGCUUCUUUUAUUAGUUUUUUUUUAAAUAUUUUGCAACUAGAAUGAACAUUUGUGUUAGCCACAAUUUUUGUUGUUUGGGCACAUGAUAUUCAUAUUCAAAUAAUACUUUUCUGUUUGCGUCCGUUUAAUGUCUCCGAGCAACAACUUAAUUUGAACUACUUGGUUGCGAAUAACAAAAACUCAAUAUUGUCAACAUGCCUUUGAGAAUUGGAAACGGCUGUGGCUCUGGAGUUAUGAAUGAAUAAUUCAUUUGACAAAAAAACCUAUUGUCAAAACACCUCAGACAUAUAAAUUGAAAAUAGUUUAGAACAUUUCGUGAAAUUUUAAGAUACCGUUAUAUCAUUUUCUAACGUUUUAACAAAAGUGCUAUUCCAGAUUACAAUGAGCCAAUUUUUGUGUGGCGUUGCUUAUUGCGUACUAAAAUCCGAGGAGGAUAAGGAAACUAUCCAAAUGUUAAUUAAUUUAUUUUUCCAAUUCAUGCCAGAUUUUAUUUUUUGGUUGACUUCUUAGUCACAGUUUUUGAUUUUUGUGAUUUUCUUUUAAUUCGGGUAUUCCCUUUGAAAACAUAACUAAGCCCAGUGAAAGAUUGAUUAACAUGUACUAUUGCGUUACAUGGGCGUUUCAAAAACGUUUCACCCUACUUGUACACGUUUUGGCUUCGCAAAAAAAGGAAUAAUCUAAAUCAGUAAAUUAUUUUAUCAACCGUACAUAACACCCUUACAAAAAGGUAAAAGAAACAAGUAAAAACAACUGAAACAGUUUCACAAGACGAAAAGUGAAUGAUUCGAAAUCAAAUUUUGAGAAUGAGAAAAAAUAUAAAAGUAUCACAAGUAAG
Uranotaenia lowii is the source of this 10295-nucleotide messenger RNA. RefSeq names its product probable helicase with zinc finger domain (gene Helz). The coding region runs from base 453 to 6920 and encodes 2155 amino acids. Gene Ontology annotation, molecular function: helicase activity; protein binding; metal ion binding. Gene Ontology annotation, biological process: regulatory ncRNA-mediated post-transcriptional gene silencing. The transcript has 7 exons. Lineage: Eukaryota; Metazoa; Arthropoda; Insecta; Diptera; Culicidae. Gene Ontology annotation, cellular component: P granule; cytosol. The record is from RefSeq and is a predicted model, not a curated record.